CCAGCAUCUAUAGAAGCACCCGAUAUGUCUUUAUCCGGUAUUCCCACCGAUGAUCUCACACGUACGUGACUUUUCCAGACUCGGCGAAGAACUCCCCUCGGGGUUUCAUCUAUUCUCCAAACCACUAACAAACAUUAGCGAUUCUUAAGUCCUCGGAUCUUGCCGAGGAAAUGCAAGUGCGUGUCUUGGAAAUGGCUGUCGAGGCAUUAAGAACAUAUCAGAUCGAGCGCGAAAUUGCCACCUAUUUGAAAAAGGAAUUGGACUUGCUUUACGGCGCUUCGUGGCAUGUUAUUGUAGGCAAGUCGUUUGGCUCGCACGUGACGCACGAGCAAGGCUACUUUGCGUACUUUUAUAUCGGCGAAAUGGCGUUUCUUGUCUUCAAGAGUUGAAGAGGGCCUAAUUCCCCGUCGCUUGGCGCAGCAAAUAUGUCGGUCCUGAAAUCUCUUCGUGUUUCUGAUUCCGAGGAUUCUCCGUAUUUUGCUGGCCGAGCUUAUAUGCGGCAGAGAUGGGACCAGAUGCCGAGAACCAGAGAGAUGUUCAAGAACAAGGAA
Molecule: messenger RNA, 551 nt
Organism: Metschnikowia bicuspidata var. bicuspidata NRRL YB-4993
Lineage: Eukaryota; Fungi; Ascomycota; Pichiomycetes; Serinales; Metschnikowiaceae
Product: dynein light chain
Exons: 1
Coding region: 192-389 (65 amino acids)
Biological process (GO): cilium assembly; microtubule-based process
Cellular component (GO): cytoplasmic dynein complex
Molecular function (GO): dynein intermediate chain binding; dynein light intermediate chain binding
Source: RefSeq, a predicted model, not a curated record